Molecule: messenger RNA, 3157 nt
Organism: Lucilia cuprina (Australian sheep blowfly)
Lineage: Eukaryota; Metazoa; Arthropoda; Insecta; Diptera; Calliphoridae
Gene: nan
Product: transient receptor potential cation channel subfamily V member 5
Exons: 8
Coding region: 281-2836 (851 amino acids)
Biological process (GO): calcium ion import across plasma membrane
Cellular component (GO): membrane
Molecular function (GO): protein binding; calcium channel activity
Source: RefSeq, a predicted model, not a curated record
AAAAAUAAUGAAAAAAACAGUGAAAUGUAUUUUUAUCGCAUAAAGCAACCAGUUAAUUGUUUUUGUUGUCGUUAAGAAUGGUUGCUUUUUUUGUCCGCCAAAAAUUUCCUUGGAUACCAUGACAGUGCAGGUCGAAGGUAUUGCCAUGUUAGAAACAAUAGACUGUUUAAUCGAUUUCGAAUUUAAAGGGAUUUUUAAUAACAUUAAGAUAUCAUUACAUAUAAGAGGAAAUGUUAUAGCAAAAAGGUUUAAAGAAAAGUUUGAUCUUAAUUGAUUAAUAAUGGGAAAUACUGAAAGUAAUGUCACGAGUGGUGUUAAGAAGCAAGCUGGAGUCUCCACACAGGCUUUAUAUAAAUUUGUUAAUCUUAAAGGCGGUGGUCUUUUAGUCGAUAUGAUGAAACGUGCUUGUCAGACAAAACAAUUCGCUGAAAUCGAUCAUGCUAUCAAGACUAAAGUGGAGCCUUUUUUAUAUAACAAAGGAGCUGGUCGUUACUUUCCUGUUUCAAAAAUGGUUUUAUUACGUAAUAAAGAAAGAGCAAGAACAAAGCAACUACCAGAGAUUAGAGCAUUAGAAAAUCCAGAUGAUGAUUUCAACAUACACGAUUAUUGUUCAGAAGUUUCAGAAGCCGAAUACAUAUCGAAUCCAAGUGCCUACCGCUUUGUGUGCUGGAAUUUAAAUGAACGAGGAGCAGUUGGAGAAACAAUUUUACAUUUGUGUUUGUUGAACGCGUCUUCCUUGCAUGCCGACUUAGCUAAAAGAUUGUUGAAAUUCUACCCAAAGCUUAUAAUGGAUAUUUAUCUUAGUGAUGAAUACUACGGCGAAAGUGUACUUCACAUAGCUAUAGUCAAUGAAGAUCCUGCAAUGGUAAAAUACCUUUUAGACGCUAAUGCGUAUGUAGAAGAAAGAUGUUGUGGAGCCUUUAUGUCUGCAGAAGACCAAAAACCUUCUCGCUAUGAUUCUCCAGAUCAUGAGUACGUUGGUGUGAAUCCAAUAACUAACUAUGAUGGUUAUGUUUAUUGGGGAGAGUUUCCUUUGAGUUUCGCUGCCUGUCUAUCUCAGGAAGAAUGUUUUCGGUUGGUUUUAGCAAGGGGAGCAGAUCCCGAUUUACAAGACACGAAUGGCAACAAUGUAUUACACAUGAUGGUUAUAUAUGAAAAAAUUGAUAUGUUUGAUGUAGCUUACGAAGUUGGGACAAAUGUACAUCAACGAAACGUUCUCAAUUUAACCCCCUUAACACUCGCUGCCAAGUUAGGAAGAGUCGAGAUGUUUUUUCAUAUAAUGAGUAUUGAACGUGAAAUAUAUUGGCAACUGGGAAGCAUAACUUGCGCUGCAUAUCCUCUUUCAAAAAUUGAUACAAUUGAUGUAAAAACGGGCAAUAUAAACAAGGAUUCCGCUUUGAAUUUUGUAGUUUUUGGCGAUAAAUUAGAACAUUUGGAGUUAUUGGAUGGCGUUGUUAUAGAUCUCUUAAAAACUAAAUGGGAUACUUUUGUAAAAUCCCGUUUUUACAAGCAAUUUUACAUGUUUUCGUUUUAUUUUUUAUUUUCUUUAGUUAGCUUUAUUUCACGACCAGGACCAGAUGAACAGGAAGUGGAAGACGACAACCGAGAGACAACAACCGAAACGAGUAAUAUAACAUUUUAUACACAACAAUAUUCUUCCGUUACAAAAGCAAUCGAAAAUAAUUUGCCCUAUAAAACGUUUUGGCUUAAUUUCAGCGAGUAUAUUGAUGAUGAACGUGAUGAUCAUAAUUUGCCUUCCUGGUGGAGUAGUUAUGAAAAAUGUCCGUUAAUGAAUAUGGAGUCGAAUUUGGCCAAGAUACGAAUUAUUUCAGAAAUUGUUAUAUUUUUUGGUGCCAUACUGUAUCUGUUAUCUGCUUUACGAGAAGCCAGAUUUUUAGGCUAUAAAAUGUUUAUUGAGAAUCUAGUAAGAAAAACAAUUUACACAAGUUCGAUUUUGUAUAAUAAUAUUUACAUUUAUUUUAAGAUGACGGCGCCGUCACGAGUUAUGUUUCUAUUUUCGUGUUGCCUUAUGAUGACUAUUCCUUGGUUAAGAUUAUCAUGUUUAACGGAGCUAGAUGAUCAUGUAGCAGUAUGUAUUAUGUUAACAACAGCACCGUACUUUCUCUUCUUUUGCCGGGGAUUUAAAACUGUUGGACCAUUUGUCGUGAUGAUAUAUCGAAUGGUUAUGGGUGAUUUAAUUCGUUUUGUAUCCAUUUACUUAGUGUUUGUUAUGGGGUUUUCCCAGGCAUAUUACAUUAUAUUUUUAACUUUUGAUAAUCCUGCAACUCCAGAAGAGAUUGACGAUACAGGUACAAAUCCCAUGCCUUCACCAAUGGAAUCUGUCGUAGCUAUGUUUCUAAUGUCCCUUACCAAUUUCGGCGACUACUAUGGGGCUAUGUCUUCAACGCAACAUGAAGCUGAGGCAAAGAUACUUUUCUUUCUGUUUAUGGUCAUAGUCAGUGUGUUGUUAGUCAACAUGUUAAUCGCUAUGAUGGGUAAUACAUAUCAAAAAAUAGCUGAGAUUCGCAAUGAAUGGCAAAGACAAUGGGCACGAAUCGUUUUGGUGGUCGAGCGAAGUGUCCCGCCUGCAGAAAGACUAAAAAAUUUUAUGCAAUAUUCCCAGCCAAUGUCAGAUGGCAGAAGAGCCCUGGUGUUACGUCUAAAUAUGAGUGAUGAAGAUAAAGAAGAAAUGAAAGAAGUCCAAGAAAUGAAGCGAAUUCAUGAACGGUUUUCGAAGAAAAGGCAACAAGAAAGAGAAGCUCGCAGUAAAAGAAGGCAAGAGGAGUAUGAAAAAUUCUUUGGAGCUGCAUCAGAAAAUCAUGAAAAUAAUAAUUAAUUGUUUCGAAGAAAAGUCAACAAGAAAGAGAAGCUCUCAGUAAUAGAAGGCAAGAGGAGUAUGAAAAAUUCUUUGGAGCUGCAUCCGAAAAUCAUGAAAAUUAUAUUUAAUUGUUGCAUUUACGUAAAAUACAAGUUAAAUAAGGAUACAUUUUUCUGUAGCUGCUGGCACACAACACUGACCAUGAGUCAAAUCUGUCCUUACAUCCACAAGGAAUUACAAUAAAACGCAGAAUUUAUUCUAGAAUUAACAAAUGUGUAUGUAUGUACGUACUAUAUUUUUUAUUUAUUUACUUUUUCUUUUAAUACAUACAUAAUUUUU